Chenopodium quinoa (quinoa) is the source of this 1071-nucleotide messenger RNA. RefSeq lists its product as uncharacterized. NCBI's taxonomy places the organism in Eukaryota, Viridiplantae, Streptophyta, Magnoliopsida, Caryophyllales, Amaranthaceae. The record is from RefSeq and is a predicted model, not a curated record. The coding region runs from base 1 to 1071 and encodes 356 amino acids. The transcript is spliced from 5 exons.
AUGGCGGGUGGAAAAAGUGGGCAAUCAUCGAAGAAAUUAAAGGGGAAAGAGAAAAUGACCGCCCGCGCCCUUUUCAUCGACGACCAGGAUGAGGAGAUGUUCGAUGCGGAGGCCAUCGAUUUGGGUUUGAUGAUCCUAAGGUUCGGAGUGCGGUAUCCAGUACGAUUACUGGAUACUACCGAGACCCUUGGAGGAACUUUGGAGAAGUUCCUGCAGCUACGAAGGAACACUGGUGGAACUUGUUCAACAUGGGCACCCCAGGUGAACGAGCUAGUGAAGGUCACAUUUCGGAGGAGGGUAGCAACACGCCUGCGUGACAUGUUCUACACCAUCACGCACAAGAUGAAUGGCGCCCAGCCAAGUUGGCUGAGUGAGGAGAUCCACAAGGAGAUGAUAAACAUUGUUGCAUCGGAUCCAACUUACAAGGAGAGGUCGGCCAAAAACAAGAAGAACAGAAGGGGCGGUUCUAUGGAAAAUCCCGUCCGAGGGACCCACUUUCAGGUUUCGUUGUCAGCGACCCAACAUGAAAAAAGGAUGGUGGCGAAGAACAAGGGCCAGCUGCCAACAGCUCCUGAGCUGUUUCUGAAGACACACUUCAAGGAGCUACCUAGGAAAGGCAUAAUGGCAGAGGCCUACCGAAAGAGGGUUGAGGAGGCUAGCACUCAAAGGACUCAGAAGAGUCCGAAUGAGCUGUGCUGGGAGAUCGUGGGUGGUCGAAACAAAAAAGGACGUGUGAAGGGACUUGGCGGAAGUGCUGACCUUUACUAUGGCAGCCAGAUGGGUCGACUUUCCACAUCUUCCCUCCAGUACACGCCCUCCCUUGUUUCUCAGAUGCAGGAUCAGAUGGAAAACAAAGUGCAGGCUCUUCGGGAAGAAAUGGAACUCGAGAUGGAAGCCCGAGUUCAAGCCUCGGUAAAAGCCCAAAUGGAAGAAAUGGAGAGGAGGUGGGAAGAGAGGAUGAUGAGUCGUUUCCCCAAUGACACAUGUUCCACCGUGCGACCUCCUCGAGAUCCCAGGGACGACGACCCGGGUAGUGGUGGAGCAGGCCAGGGCACUCCCACAGUUGCUUAG